Arabidopsis arenosa is the source of this 1437-nucleotide messenger RNA. The record is from the annotation of a GenBank genome assembly. Lineage: Eukaryota; Viridiplantae; Streptophyta; Magnoliopsida; Brassicales; Brassicaceae.
UCAAUUCCUCCUUUCCCAAGACUUGUUUAUUUUCUCUCAGAACAAAGCAACAAUGGGGCAUAUUUUCUCAGCGAAUAACCAACAGAGAGUGAUAACAACAAGGCCAGAGCUUGACGAAGAGAUCGUUCUCUUUCGUCAACAUCAACUGAUCUCGUCUUUCCUCGAGAUCGCUGUCGGUCAGACCACAGAAACCGCAAGGAGAUUCUUACAAACAACAGACUGGGACAUUAAUCAAGCCAUCAACCUCUUUCUCACCAACAACAACGAUUCUUCGAUGUAUUACGACAAUCAGGACGCCAACUCUACGACAUCAGGAACGUCCGAUGAUUCAUACUCUGAAGAAUCAGAAUCGAGAUUGUCUUCCUCGUUUCCUCCUCCUUUGUAUGUACUUCAAGAGGGUUUGUUUGAAGAAGCAAAGUCUAUUUCAAUUGCAAGUAAUUUAUGGUUGAUAGUGAAUCUCCAGUCCAGGACGGAGUUAGCUUCUCAUACACUUAAUAGAGAUGUAUGGGCGAACGACGCGGUUUCGCGAAACAUUGAGUCUAGCUGCAUCGUAUGGCAGGUCUAUGAUGAUACAAACGAAGGUCAGAAAGUCUCUAGCUUCUACAAGAUCGAAUCUGCUCCUCCUGUGGUUUUUCUAAUUAAUCCCAUCACUGGCCAGAAGAUGCAUAUGUGGAGUGGCGUGAUUGAAGCUGACAGUUUUGUCGAGGAUUUAAUGAUGUUUAGGGACGCUGGUCCUCACGAAAACAUUGCUUCUCUUACAAGGAACAGGGGCAUGGAAACAACAGAGACUUGUUCGUCAAGCAACAACAUCUAUUAUGAAACCCCUCCUCCUUCCUGGGGUGAAGAGUUUGAAAAGGAGGAUGCUUGGUCGUCAAGAAACAGUAACAAUCAAACUCCUUCUUGGGAGAAAGAAUUUGAAGAUCAAGUCCCGGUGGAGACUUGGUCGUCACACAGCGACACUGAUGACUUCGUGCCUCCUUUUAUAGGAGACGAGUAUGAAGACUCUGAUGAAGUAAAGGAGGAAGAGACUUGUUUAGUGUUCCCCGUUUUGACAGAAGAGCCAAAUGGAGACUGUGAUCGAAGUGUUGUGUGUAGUCUCUGCGUUCGAUUUCCAGAUGGGAGAAGAAAACAGAGGAGAUUUCUCAAGAGCGAACCGAUUCAGCUUCUUUGGUCUUUCUGUUAUUCCCACAUGGAUGAAUCUGAGAAUAGGUCGUUCAAGCUGGUGCAGGCGAUUCCCGGUGCUUCCAAGACUCUAGAUUAUGAAGCUGACACCACGUUUGACCAAUCCGGGCUCGCUAAUUCAAUGAUCUCGGUUACUUGGGAGUGAAGCUUUCAUGGUUUAGGUUAACCUUUGGGUUUGAGUUUAUCGGACAUGGUGCUGAGUUGUUCCUUCUUUUUUACAUUGUAGUUCAUUGUGAAGAAAACAAGUACCUUUCU